Molecule: messenger RNA, 1881 nt
Organism: Myxocyprinus asiaticus (Chinese sucker)
Lineage: Eukaryota; Metazoa; Chordata; Actinopteri; Cypriniformes; Catostomidae
Gene: fbxo45
Product: F-box protein 45
Exons: 3
Coding region: 331-1200 (289 amino acids)
Biological process (GO): proteasome-mediated ubiquitin-dependent protein catabolic process; synapse assembly involved in innervation
Cellular component (GO): synapse; SCF ubiquitin ligase complex
Molecular function (GO): protein binding
Source: RefSeq, a predicted model, not a curated record
GUGACACGUUUAUGCCUCCACAGAUUUUAUGUCGAUAUUUUGAUACAUAUGUCUUGUUUAUAAAACACUUUAAAACUAAGAUAUAUCUUUAAACUCGUACACUUCCUUACGAUAGUUGACCUCGAAUUUGUACCACUCAUUGCUUCCAGGACCUGUACAAUAGUCACAUAGCUUAGAUUUGAUCCAUUUGGUAGCAACUGUGAUAACGCUGCGAAAUGUGUCCGACGAACGCGCUUCUUGGCCCGUGACGGGGUUCUGACCCGUCCUGCCUCCCAUGCGGUUGAAUCCCGGCGGUUUUAAUAGCGCCUGCUUUCAGCGAAGGAGUUUGACAUGUCUGGCGCGGCCGGUGGAGGGGCGCAGUCUGCAGGGCUGGGCGCUGCCGCAGGCUGCUGCUCCUCAUCAUCGGGCUCCGGUUCUGCGGCUUUUUUAAGCGGUGGUUCGGGCAUCGCGGGUCGGCUACCCAGCCGGGUACUCGAGCAUAUAUUCUCUUAUCUGGAGCUGCCGGAUCUUAUGAACUGUUCGCUGGUAUGCUGGCAUUGGAACAGCUGUCUGGCUGAUGAAAACAGUGAGGUGUGGCGGAGUCUGUGCGCCCGUGUCCUGACUGAUGAAGCGCUGCGUUCUGAUGUCCUCUGCAAUCUGCCUUCUUAUAAAGGAAAACUGAAGUCUUUCCAGCAUGCUCUGAGCUCCCAUGACUGCUCCAGGAAUGUCUAUAUCAAGAAAAAUGGGUUCACCCUGCAUCGUAACCCCAUCGCCCAAAGCACGGACGGUGCCCGCGGGAAGAUCGGCUUCUCAGAGGGCCGGCAUGCCUGGGAGAUCUGGUGGGAGGGGCCCCUGGGCACAGUUGCGGUGAUUGGCAUUGCCACCAAGAGGGCUCCCAUGCAGUGCCAGGGCUAUGUGGCACUUCUAGGCAGCGAUGACCAGAGCUGGGGAUGGAAUCUAGUAGACAAUAACCUGCUUCACAAUGGAGAGGUCAACGGAAACUUCCCGCAGUGCAACAAUGCUCCAAAGUACCAGAUCGGGGAGAGAAUACGCGUAAUCCUAGACAUGGAUGAUAAGACACUAGCCUUCGAGCGAGGGUUUGAGUUCCUCGGAGUGGCGUUCCGAGGGCUGCCUAAAACAUGCCUCUUUCCAGCUGUUUCGGCCGUAUAUGGGAACACUGAAGUGACAAUGGUGUACCUGGGAAGACCCCUGGAUGGUUAAGGAGGAUUUCAGUGCCACCAUUAGAACCUGUGAGCAAAAUAUGGUGACUACUGCUUGCCAUAACAUGACUCUUGGCUAUUCACAUCUAGACUGAUGGGGGAAAUCGGUGGUUGAUGAAUGGGGCUUGUUGAUGUUGAGAUCUCCAACACACAUCUAUGGAUUUCCAUUGAACCUCUUACUUUUAAUCAGUUUGAUGACCUAGGACAUUUUUUUAAAAUCUCAUAAAUUAAUCUAAUUUAUGAAAUUGCACAGGGGGCAGCUGUUCUAUUUUAUGAGAAGUGGCAAAGUUUUAUAAUGAAUUCAAAACCUUUGACACAAGCAUGGUGAAGAGAAGAAACUGUAAAUUGGACUGCAUUAAGAGAGUACGAGGAUGGCUCAAGCUUUCACACAAAACACAAACUUAUAUGUAGAUAAAUGACAUGAAGUAAACAUGCCAAAACAGUGUACCAAUAUCUUACUGUUUUUAAGUCCGAGCAGUUAUCUGCAUGCAGUAUACGCAUCCCUCCCUCUGUUAUUUUUUUUAAUUUUUUUUUUUUUAAGGACAGGCAAAGGUAGUAUGUGGUUAUUCUGUUUGUUAUGGUACAUCUUAACUGUUAUGUAGAAGUGUAUAGUAUUUAUUUAUUGAGGUUUAUCUUUUCUAUAACUGAGGUUAUGGAGACUGCAAAUAAACUUUAAAUGGUG